AAUUGGAAAAUCAAAUCACUUCAGUUUUUCAAACUGCUAUCGACAACUACUUACAACUUCAAUAUCUACUAAUUACUUGAACUAGCCAUGGGAAACAAAAUGGCCCUUCCACAGAAGAAACAGGAGAAGCCCACUCACGCAGCAAUGAAGAUCGCAAUGAAAAGCGGUCGACGCGGCAUCGAGAACGCCAACAAGCUUCCGACAGUUGCACCAAAGCGACAGUGUCUUGUGCGCCUUCUCAAGAUGAACAGGAUUCAUGAUUACUUGCAGUUGGAGAAAGAGUUCAUCACUCGUCAAACAAGCCGUCAUGGUCGCCCUCUUGCUGUCCAAAAACGUCGUGAACAGCAAUUAGUUCAAAGUCUCCGAGGAACUCCAACCACAUUGGCUCGUGUCCACGAGCUUUUCGAUGAUGAGAAGCAUGCCGUUGUGGUCGUUGAAGGUUCGAGACGUGAAUGGUACGUACCAAUUCUCUCGAUCGUCGACAAGGACUUGCUUCGUCUGAAUGCCCUCGUCAUGGUGAAGGCUGGUGGAAUGUUCAAAACAGUUCCAAGUGCAAUCGUUGGAGUUUUGGAUGACAAGAUUGACAGCAAUGCGAUGGGACAUAAAGUUGAGAAGACACCAAAAGAGACAUUCGAUGACAUUGGAGGAUGUGAGAGUCAAAUUCAAGAGCUGAAAGAGUCUGUGGAACUUCCUCUUACUCAUCCAGAGUACUAUGAAGAAAUGGGAAUCACUGCUCCGAAAGGAGUUAUUCUUUACGGUGAACCUGGAACUGGAAAGACGCUUUUGGCGAAAGCAGUUGCAAACUCAACAUCUGCAACAUUCAUCCGUGCAACUGGAUCCGAUCUUGUUCAGAAACAAAGUGGGGAAGGUGCUCGUCUUGUUCGUCAAAUCUUCCAAAUGGCAAAGGAACAGGCUCCAUCGAUUGUAUUCAUUGAUGAAAUUGAUGCAGUUGGUACGAAAAGAUUUGAUACUUCUUCACGUGGAGAACAAGAAGUUCAACGAACUCUUCUUGAGCUCUUAAAUCAAUUGGACGGGUUUGAAAGCCGUGGAGAUGUCAAAAUUAUCAUGGCAACGAACAGAAUCGACUCGCUGGAUCCCGCUCUUAUCCGUCCUGGACGAAUUGAUAGAAAGAUUGAGUUACCAAAACCAGAUGAGAAGACUAGACAAAAGAUUUUCACGAUCCACACCUCUGGAAUGACGAUUCAGAAAGCUGUCACCUAUGAGAAUGUAUUGGGAAAGGAGAAGAGCAUUAGUGGAGCUGAAAUCAAGGCGGUUUGCACGGAAGCUGGUAUGCUGGCUCUUCGUGCUCAACGAAAAUGUGUCGGAACGGAUGACUUUGAGAAGGCUGUCAAAUCGGUUAUGCUGUCGAAGAAGGGCGGAGCACCAGAAGGAUUCUUCUCUUGACAAUCGGAAAUUCAAUAAAGUACAAACGAGUUUACCCUAAUGAACCUUUCUUCUCUUACAAUGCCAGUGCAGAUGUUUUUAUGAACAUCUGUAGUUAAUUUCUUUGGUCUUUCUAUGACCAUAGACUGUUUGUUUUCGUAGUUUCUU
Molecule: messenger RNA, 1551 nt
Organism: Caenorhabditis elegans
Lineage: Eukaryota; Metazoa; Nematoda; Chromadorea; Rhabditida; Rhabditidae
Gene: C10G11.8
Product: AAA+ ATPase domain-containing protein
Exons: 4
Coding region: 88-1404 (438 amino acids)
Cellular component (GO): cytoplasm; nucleus
Molecular function (GO): ATP binding; ATP hydrolysis activity
Source: RefSeq, marked reviewed